Molecule: messenger RNA, 348 nt
Organism: Linum tenue
Lineage: Eukaryota; Viridiplantae; Streptophyta; Magnoliopsida; Malpighiales; Linaceae
Source: the annotation of a GenBank genome assembly
CCAAACCACUCGGCAAAAUCAAAGCAAACCCACCCCUUUCCUCCCUUGUUCUCCCUUGCUUAGCUUGUUCCACCGAUGGAGAAUCAGGAAGGCCAAGCGCAGCAACCGGCACCACCGCCACGACCACCGGCAAACAUUCCCUGCAACCAAUGUCCGAAGUUGUCACGCUCGUUCAAUCAGAAGAGGAGUCACUGGGACGGAGCGCACCGUCUGACCCACCCGGAAUGUUUGCAGGUGGUCGUGGCGGUGGUGCCGGUGGCUGCGCUUGGCCUUCCUGAUUCUCCAUCGGUGGAACAAGCUAAGCAAGGGAGAACAAGGGAGGAAAGGGGUGGGUUUGCUUUGAUUUUG